Messenger RNA from Nipponia nippon (crested ibis), 1581 nucleotides. The record is from RefSeq and is a predicted model, not a curated record. NCBI's taxonomy places the organism in Eukaryota, Metazoa, Chordata, Aves, Pelecaniformes, Threskiornithidae.
UUUGCAAGUCACUUCUUUAUGGGAGGCGAGAAGUUUGACACCCCUCACCCCGAGGGCUACCUUUUUGGCGAGAACAUGGAUCUAAACUUCCUUGGGAAUAGACCUGUUCAGUUUCCCUAUGUAACUCCAGCUCCACAUGAGCCAGUGAAGACACUGAGAAGCUUGGUGAAUAUCCGCAAAGACUCUCUCCGACUUGUGAGGUAUAAAGAUGAUGUUGACAGUCCUACUGAGGAGAAUGGGAAGCAGAAAGUCCUGUACAGCCUGGAGUUCACGUUUGAUGCGGAUGCCCGUGUUGCCAUCACAAUCUAUUGCCAGGCUACGGAAGAGUUUGUUGGUGGCAUGGCAGUAUACAGCACAAAGAAUUCCUCUCUGCAGUCGGAGACAGUGCAUUACAAGAGAGGGGUAAGCCAGCAAUUCUCCCUGCCUUCCUUCAAGAUUGAUUUCUCGGACUGGAAGGAUGAUGAGCUGAACUUUGACUUGGAUCGUGGCGUGUUCCCUGUGGUCAUCCGAGCGGUGGUGGAUGAAGGGGACGUGGUGGUUGAGGUGACGGGUCAUGCCCAUGUUCUUCUGGCUGCCUUUGAAAAGCACGUUGAUGGCAGUUUUUCCGUGAAGCCGUUAAAACAGAAGCAGAUCGUUGACCGGGUGAGCUAUCUACUUCAGGAGAUCUACGGCAUCGAGAACAAAAACAACCAAGAGACCAAGCCUUCAGAUGACGAGAACAGCGACAACAGCAACGAGUGUGUGGUUUGCCUGUCGGACCUCCGCGACACCCUCAUUCUGCCCUGCAGACACCUCUGUCUGUGCAAUUCCUGCGCCGACACCCUGCGCUACCAAGCCAACAACUGCCCUAUCUGCAGGCUGCCCUUCCGCGCCCUGCUGCAGAUCCGGGCUGUGAGGAAGAAGCCGGGGGCUCUGUCGCCAGUAUCGUUCAGCCCUGUCUUGGCACAGAGUGUCGACCAUGAUGAGCACUCUUGUCCCCUUAAACCCCUUAAAGUGAGCACUGUCUCCCUGCCCAGCAGGAAACCUAGAAGGGAAACAAGCUCUGACAACAUCCCUCCGGGCUACGAGCCCAUUUCCUUGCUGGAAGCGCUGAAUGGCCUUCGCUCUGUUUCCCCCUCCAUCCCGUCAGCUCCUCUGUAUGAAGAAAUCAACUACUCUGGCGUGGUGGAUGGGAUGCCCCCUGUGAGCCGACCGCUUGUCGGGAUGGACAGAGCCAUGGAGAGCAGCCACCAAAAGGGCAAGCGGAGCAAGUCUCCAGAUAGCACACUACGGUCUCCCUCAUCCCCAAUCCACGAGGAGGAUGAAGAGAAGCUCUCCGAGGACUCUGACUCGCAGCCAGCACUGAGCGGGGGCGAGCUGGUCCUGAGAGAGACCAGCUCUCCAGAAAGCGUGGCAGGGGAAGAGAUCGAGGAGGCCUCGUCCCUGCAGCAGGGUAGCCGCCCGCCCUCCGUCGAAGACGUCCUGCAGGACGGCAGCUGCAGCGAGCACAGGAGCCUGACGCAGUCAGACGGCGACCCUCCGGUAGACGUCUACCUGCCAGCACUGGGUCCCGAUUCCUGCUCUAUUGGUAUAGAGGAGUAA